AAUUUCCCGCCAGGCACAUCGUCUGUCGUGUUUGUGUGUUUGGUUGUUUUCGUUGUUUCUCUGCGGCGUCGGGGGAAGGGCGCUUAUCUCACGCCGGCUUUUAUCCGGGACAUUUCGAGAGCAAGGAAGAGCUCGACAGAAAGGAAAUCGAGUGAAACCCACCUCACUCUAUUAGGAACAUGAUUCGCAGUGCAAGUGUCCGUUUGUUUCGCUCGGCUUGGGUAAGCGUCCCCAGCCGUUGCUUUUCUUCAACAAGCCCAGAUGUUGUCGUAGAAAAGUUAACAGGUGAUCAUGAGGGAGUUACAGUAUUUGGGUUCAACCGGCCAGCUGCCAAGAAUGCAAUUAGUAAGAACUUGCUGAAGGAGUUCAUGGAGGCAAUUGAGGAUGUUCGUCACAGCCGCGAUGUAAGAGUGGUUGUGCUGCGGUCUCUUGUGCCAGGCAUAUUCUGUGCUGGUGCUGACUUGAAGGAGAGAGCCAAAAUGAAGCCAGAAGAGGUUGGUCCCUUUGUUGCCAAAGCCCGUAGCUGCAUCUCGGAUAUUGAAAACCUACCCAUGCCUGUGAUUGUUGCUCUGGAUGGUGCUGCACUCGGAGGAGGACUUGAAAUGGCACUUGCCUGUGACCUUCGCGUUGCUGCAGACACAGCAAAAAUGGGCCUAGUGGAAACAAAACUGGCUAUCAUACCCGGUGCUGGAGGAACCCAGCGACUUCCUCGCAUUAUUGGCACUGCAAAGGCAAAGGAACUGAUUUUCACAGCUGCAAUACUCAACGGCAAACAAGCUGCUGAAAUAGGCCUUGUGAAUCAUGUGACCCCCCAGAAUGACACAGGAGAUGCUGCAUACCACAAGGCCCUGGAUCUGGCACAAAAAAUCCUCCCCAAUGGCCCUAUUGGUGUCAAGAUGGCCAAGACUGCCAUCUCACGAGGGAUGGAGGUUGACCUUGGCACUGGCUUGUCCAUUGAGGAGGCUUGUUAUGCCCAAGUCAUCCCAACAAAAGACAGGAUUGAGGGUCUUACGGCCUUCAGAGAAAAGAGGAAACCAGACUAUAAGGGAGAAUAAUGAGGGAAUUGAGGGCAAUGCAAUAGUUCUGUAAUACUAAUUCUUCUCAAAAGAGCAUGAACUAAUGGUUGAGACUUUGUAGUUCAAAUUUCUAUAUAUUUUUUCUUUUUAGAUCCUGUUAGUAAAAUUUCUUAAAUGUGGAUAGAAGUGUUUCAUAUGUUUUGGAUAUUUACUUGAUAAAGCAUAUGUAGUUGUCUGAGAUUUUCAGAACAUAAGUGUCAUUAUAAUUGUUUUACUAACUCAAAUUUGAUGCAUUUUCUGACCAUAAUAUUGAGUGUAGAAUUAGUGUUUAUUUUUGUACUUAGGGAUGUGUCAUUGUGAAUUUAUUGUAUAUUAAUCACUUUAUUGUAUCAGCUUAAAGAGCAUUUUUAUAUGUAAAUAGCUCAUGAUUUGUAUUGAAUGGAUGUUGGGAAUAAAUAAUUGUUUCUGAUCA
Messenger RNA from Penaeus vannamei (Pacific white shrimp), 1488 nucleotides. Its product is annotated as methylglutaconyl-CoA hydratase, mitochondrial. The record is from RefSeq and is a predicted model, not a curated record. Gene Ontology annotation, cellular component: mitochondrion. Gene Ontology annotation, biological process: fatty acid beta-oxidation. NCBI's taxonomy places the organism in Eukaryota, Metazoa, Arthropoda, Malacostraca, Decapoda, Penaeidae.